CGAUGCUCAUUUGUCACCUCAAGCUUACACAUUUUUCAUAAUGCUCGAAGUUCUGGUAAUAAUUGCCAUUUGAAGAUUGAAUUAUUCUGCUUAGAACUGAAACUGAGCAACUACUGUAACAGCCAGACUAGGUGAAAUGCUCUGGGAUGAUUUUAUCCUGCAUAUCAUGCCACAAAACUGUAUUGCUAUGAAGAACAUGGGCAUACUUAGUAUUUUUUUUUCUUUUUGGUAAAGGGGUUUAAUGGCAAGAAAAUGGAGAGCAUUCAAUAUUGUCAAAAAUGAGUACUUUGGAUCGUUAUCAUCUAUGCUAACCACAUUAUGUUUGAUCAAUGGUAUAAGUUUGUUGUUGACAGGACAGAACGGCCUUUUUAUUUCUUCUUUUCCCAUGCACUCUACUUCUCUUAAGGUCUUAUAUCUGGGAUGGAUGCCUUCCAGCAUUGCCUGUUCAGUUGCAUCAGGCUUGGCUAUUAUUUCUGUACACAAGUCUAGCAUCGCGAGAAAAUGUGUUAAGAGUAAAUGGGAGUGAUAUUCGUCCUUGAAAGGGGUACAACUAUUUCUGGUAUGGGCUAUGAUGCAAGGUGUUGCAAUGCUUCUGCAAAACAGAUAUCAACGUCAAAGACUGUAUACUCGUAUUGCUUUGGGAAAGGCUAAAAGGAUGGAUGUUGUGUGGGGAGAAACUUCUGGUGUUGAAGGUCAACUGUUGUUAUUAUGCCCCAUUCUCUUCAUCUUGCAGACUGUCUCAUUUCAGGGUUUUGAAGCAUAUGUUGGGAUAUUACUGCUUCGCACAGCUUUGGUUGGUGUUAUCCGACAGUGGCAGGUUGUAGUUUGCGGGUCUUUGCUGGUUUUGAUGGCAGUGGGUAGCUUUGCAAAUACUGUGCAAACCCUCAUGGCAAAAUCCAGAUUCAAAGCAAAGAUGAGGAGAACUGAGAGCAGGCAUGAUUUUGAUUCCAAUGCAUCACCUCCUGACUCGUCACCAAAUUAUUCGAGAUCAAUGAAGGAAUCUUAGUCAAGGAGCUCUCUUUUGAAGAAUGUUUGUGGUCUCUAAUGUUACUUGUCUUUGUAAAGCAUUAUCUUGUUUGGUAUAGCUUCUAUCCAAAUGUCAUCAAUAUUUCCAGUUGAUCUAACCAUGUAUGACGAGCUCGGUUCUGCCAAUGCUUCAACCAAAACUUGUGGGUGCGUGAAAGAUGUAAACAGAAUUUAAGAGCGUACUUUGGAACUCAGAUAAUUAAAUAAAUAAAUGGUAAAUCUCAAAUUUACCUCUUCGAAUCACUUUCAUUGUGAGUUCUGUGUUUGAAAAUAAGGGAGGAUCCUCUACAGGAAGAGGAAAAGAAGGAAGAAGAUCACGCACAUGGGUUUGAGAUUGAUAUCUCAAGAUCAACCAGAUUGGUUUGUCAUCAUCUGCAAUUAUGGGGAUCAUUUGUUUGACCUUUUUUCUGACACAUGAUCUGUUUGAAUCAUGUUUGGAUUGGUUUGUAACACUUAUAUUUGAGUUCUACAUAAGGAACAAUUUGAAUUAUUAAUCUGUUA
Elaeis guineensis (African oil palm) is the source of this 1527-nucleotide messenger RNA. The record is from RefSeq and is a predicted model, not a curated record. Lineage: Eukaryota; Viridiplantae; Streptophyta; Magnoliopsida; Arecales; Arecaceae.